AUGGCUUCCUUCUUUGAAAUGAUCGGCAAGCCGCCUGCAACAGCGUCCGUCCACGACAGCACACUCCUCAUCGUCGAUGCGCAAAACGAGUACGCCGAGGGCCGCUUCAAGACGGUCGGCGUCGAGCAGACGCGCAAGGCCAUCCACGAGCUGGUCGAGGCCUACCGCGCCGGCGCGACGUCCACCGGCAAGCCCGCCAGCAUCGUGCACAUCGUGCACCACCCGUCGGACGACACCAAGUUUUUCGUGGCGGGCACGACGCUCGGCGACAUCUUUGCCGAGCUGACGCCGCUGCCGGGCGAGGUGGUCGUGCACAAGCGGCUGCCGGGGUCGUUUAGCCAGACAGACCUGCACGAGCAGCUGCAGAAGCUGGGCCGGCAGAAGCUGGUGAUUGUCGGGUACAUGACGCACCUGUGUGUGUCCAUGACGGCGCGGCAGGCGCUGGAGCUGGGCUACACGAACCUGAUGCCGUCGGACGCCGUGGGGACGCGGGACAUUCCGGGCGUGUCGGCAGCAGAGUUGAACCGCGUGGCGCUGGCGGAGCUGGCGGACUCGACGGCGACGAUUAUCCUGAGCAAGGACGUGGCGAGGGCGUGA
Molecule: messenger RNA, 597 nt
Organism: Sporothrix brasiliensis 5110
Lineage: Eukaryota; Fungi; Ascomycota; Sordariomycetes; Ophiostomatales; Ophiostomataceae
Product: isochorismatase
Exons: 1
Coding region: 1-597 (198 amino acids)
Source: RefSeq, a predicted model, not a curated record